AAAUCUAGAGAGAGAAAGCAACAAGACAGAAAAGAGAAGAAGAGAGAAAGGAACCAAACAAAAACGAAGAAGAAAGAAAGAGCCAAAAGCAUCUUAUUCUCUUCUCUUUCAUCUUUCUUUCUUUUUCCCACACACACACACACUCUCUCUCUCUCUCUAAAUCCACCAUUUUCUAGGUCGCAUUUUCUCGCUCUAUAAUAUGAUGAUGAUGAUGCAAUCUUUGUUUUUUGUGUGCGCGUGCGUGAUUUGAAAUCUGGUGGUGUGCGAGUGUGAGUGAGUGAGUGAGAGAGAGAGGAGGAGCGGAGGUUUCGGUUCGGCUCCGGCUAGAUCGGCGAUGGCGGAGGUUUCCGGCGACGGCGGAGGAGUGCCGACGCCGGCGCCGCUUUCGGUGUCGGGAUCGUUCAGGGAAGGGAGAAGCGGCUCGUCGCGUAGGCGCGGCGGAGCGAGGCCGCCCAGUAUGGAUGCCGACGAGUUCAUGAACCUGCUGCACGGUUCGGAUCCGGUGAAGGUGGAGCUCAAUCGCCUCGAGAAUGAAGUUCGAGAUAAGGACAGGGAAUUAUCAGAAGCACAGGCUGAGAUCAAAGCCCUGAGACACUCUGAACGACUCAGAGAAAAGGCCGUUGAAGAGUUAACUGAAGAAUUGUCAAAGGUUGAAGGGAAGCUAAAGUUAACGGAAUCUCAUCUAGAAAGCAAAAAUCUUGAAAUAAAGAAAAUCAACGAUGAAAAGAAAGCAUCAAUGGCAGCUCAGUUUGCAGCUGAAGCUACUCUUCGAAGGGUCCAUGCUGCUCAGAAGGAUGAUGACAUGCCUCCUAUAGAAGCAAUUCUUGCUCCUUUGGAGGCUGAACUCAAGCUUGCUCGGCAAGAGAUUGCUAAACUACAAGAUGAUAACAAAGCUUUAGAUCGUCUUACCAAAUCUAAAGAAGCUGCACUACUUGAAGCUGAGAAGACUGUUCAGGUUGCCUUGGCUAAGGCCUCCAUGGUAGAUGACCUCCAAAACAAAAAUCAAGAGCUAAUGAAACAGAUUGAGAUUUGCCAGGAAGAAAAUAAAAUUUUGGACAAAAUGCAUAGACUAAAGGUGGCAGAGGUUGAAAAGCUCACCCAAACUGUAAGAGAGCUGGAAGAGACUGUCCUUGCAGGUGGGGCAGCUGCUAAUGCAGUGAGAGAUUAUCAGCGGAAAGUUCAAGAAAUGAAUGAAGAAAGAAAAACUCUUGACAGGGAGUUGGCCCGUGCCAAGGUAACCGCAAACAGAGUAGCUGUUGUGGUUGCAAAUGAAUGGAAAGAUGCUAAUGAUAAAGUGAUGCCUGUCAAACAAUGGCUUGAAGAACGUCGAUUCUUGCAGGGGGAAAUGCAGCAACUUCGUGACAAGCUUGCUAUAGUUGAGCGCACUGCAAAGUCUGAAGCGCAGUUGAAAGAAAAAUAUCAAUUACGACUUAAAGUACUGGAGGACGGUUUGAGGGGAAAUUCGAACGGCAGUAAUCGUAGCACCUCAGAGGGAAGAAGUGCGAGCAAUGGCCCUUCUCGUCGGCAAUCUUUUGGUGGAGCUGAUAACUUCUCAAAACCAACCUCUAAUGGGUUCUUGUCUAAGAGAACACCAUCAUUUCAACUGAGGUCAUCCCUAUCCUCUAGCACAGUUUUAAAGCAUGCUAAAGGAACAUCUAAGUCUUUUGAUGGUGGUUCAAGGACACUGGAAAGGAGUAAAAUUCUGCUGAAUGGAACGCCUCCAAGUUACUCAUUUAAUCAAUCUCUUGAGGAAAACAAAGAGAGAGAGGCAGAUGAUAAUUGGAAAGGAAGUUCGAAUGAUAAACCAAAUGACUUACCAACGGUGGAGGAUAGUGUUCCGGGUGUUUUGUAUGACCUGCUUCAGAAGGAGGUCAUAGCCUUGAGGAAAGCUGGUCACGAGAAAGAUCAAAGCCUAAAAGAUAAAGACGAUGCUAUUGAGAUGUUAGCUAAGAAGGUAGAUACAUUGACCAAAGCCAUGGAAGUUGAGGCAAAGAAGAUGAGAAGGGAAGUAGCCUCCAUGGAAAAGGAGGUAGCUGCUAUGCGUGUGGAUAAAGAACAAGAGAACAGAGCAAAGCGAUUCAGCAGUGUAAAGGGGCCUGUAAACAGUGCUCAGCAUCAGCUAAUUUCUGGAAGGAAUGUGACGCGGGGAGGAUUAACACGCAGCACCCAAUAACAGUGACACUUGGGAGUAUUCCAUAAACUCAUAGGCAUCAUUCUUCUGCUCUCUCUGCUUUUAUCUUUGUUUUUGUAUCCAAUUGACUAUAAGAUUGUAACUGGCAUGCUGAGGAUGAGUUUCUGAUGUCGGCCAUGGAUUGGGGGAUAAGAAAAGAAUUUUCAGGAAUCGGUAUGCAUCUGACCUAGAUUGUUGUUGUAUCCUCUGCUUAGAGUGAGCUGCUAAGAAGGCAGGCAACGGAAGACAAUUAACUUGGGCUAACCUUCAUAUUUUCUUGAGUUGUGUGGUUGUAUAGGUAGCUUUCUCCCUUAUUUACUCCUUUUUGCAGUUUAUAUUUUCCAUAUAAAGAUAGUGUGAUUGCGUUGGUUCAGGUUUUUUAAUAUCUCUGUAAACAGAUCAAGAUCUAAGCUUAUUCAGUUGUGUAAGUUUAUAGUUUCAAGUUGAUUACAAAUCUAUAUUUGAGUGAA
Messenger RNA from Lotus japonicus, 2640 nucleotides. RefSeq names its product microtubule-associated protein 70-2-like. The coding region runs from base 335 to 2173 and encodes 612 amino acids. The record is from RefSeq and is a predicted model, not a curated record. Lineage: Eukaryota; Viridiplantae; Streptophyta; Magnoliopsida; Fabales; Fabaceae. The transcript is spliced from 11 exons. Gene Ontology annotation, molecular function: microtubule binding. Gene Ontology annotation, biological process: cytoskeleton organization.